Brassicogethes aeneus is the source of this 1652-nucleotide messenger RNA. The record is from the annotation of a GenBank genome assembly. Lineage: Eukaryota; Metazoa; Arthropoda; Insecta; Coleoptera; Nitidulidae.
GUCGAUUCUUAAGUGCGCAAGUUGAGUACACUACCUGGUUAAGUUAAGUCUGUCUAAGUUGAAGAUUCCAAGAGUGACGACUGUGAUUUUUUUUAGUGAAAUAUAUUUAAAUUAUUAAAAUGUAUAGACAAACGAUAGGUUGGGCUUUUUUCUCCCUUUUGGUUAGCAGUUCCAUAUUGAGUACUCUUGCAUUUCCCAACAACCAACCCCAAUACAAACCAAUUAGUGAACACAAAGAAGAUGGCUUUGUACCAAUCAGUAGUCCACAAUUACCAUCUGCCAGAAUAGAAAGGAAAUUUGCCGAAAAACCAAACUCCAUCAAGAAAGUGGCCUUAGAUGAUUUGGAUGACGUUUCCACAAAUCAGAUUUCAGAAUCCACAGGUGGUGGAUUUUCCUGGUCCAAUCUAUUGGCAGGUCCCUUUGCAGGCAUGGUUAUGCAAAUGAUCUUCAAUCCAGGUCAGGCUCAAGGCCCCAACAAGUCCGAAGGUUUAGACGAUGGUGCUAUUGCCCCAUCACCAUGGGCCAACCUCCUCUCCGUCGGUCUUAAAAUCCUUACAGCCAUUUUGGGUGGAGGCGCCAACACCGCUGGAGAUGGUAUCGAUAAAGUUGACAAUGGUGUGGCCGGUGGACCAAUGCAGGGUGUAUUGGCUGCCGUUUUUUCUGCUGUUGUGGGGGACAGGAAUCCAGAACAAGUCAACACUAUGGCCAAACAGGCUGGCGAGUUUAUUAACAUUGUGGUGAAUCUUUUGGAUGCCCUUAAAACUUCAUUUUCUCAUCGUUCAAUGGCGGCCCGUAAUAUCGGCAAGAAAGAUUCGAUUAGUGAUGCUGCUGUAGCUGGUAUUUCCAUGAUGAAAGGUUACGUGAGGUCUAUGUCCACAGAAGAUAGCAAAUGCAUGCAGAAAUACAUGUGCCAAGCAAACAACGAAUGUUCUCAUGAAAUUGGACAGAACUCUUUAUUCUGUCAUUUGGGAACAUAUGCUGCCAGUUUUGUCCUGGACCGUUCUACAGGAUCAGCUACUUUUGAUGUUCUCUACGAAGCUGGAAGGAAGGGUAGAUCCGGUGGAAAUUGCCAUGAUGCCUACUUAGAAUGUAACGAAGUCUAAUUCAAAAUUAUCACACAAUCAAAAGUAUUCCUUGGCUUCUUUCCUUUAAGAAUACCAAAGAAUUGAAAAACGAUAUACCUAAUUAAGUUUAAACUCCUUUUUUGGAUACAUUUCUUUAGUAUUUUUAAAGGACAUACUACUUGAAUAAUUUAUUUAUUUGUAAAAUAGUAUUUAUUUUUUACAUAAUGCACGUGUGACUUUUGACAAAAUUGAAGUCAUUUUUUGAACUCAAAAUAAUCCAGUGAAAUUUUUAACGUUCUGGUUCAAAAAACGGUAAGUCAUAAUAUGUAAAACCCGACUGGUCAAAAAAGUUAAUAAAAGGUUACGUGGUUAAAAUCACUUAGAAUCGUAGGUAUUUAUAGAUUUGGUAAGACUGCUUGUAUGAAUUGUUGGAUGAAAGAGUGCAUGACUGGGUUGUAUACAGUAUAAAAAAUACGAAAUAUUUAUUGUUUCUUUAUUUAUUACCAAAAUCCAUUUUUAUAACUUAUAUUAAACCCGGAUUGUUAAAAUAGAUUUAUUUGUAAUGUUAUUAUUAAAUGUUUAUUUUAA